AGCUUGCCCUCUGCCUUAAGGAAAGAAAGGAGAACAGAAGCACGCUCAUCUUUUGUCAAAAGACAUUGUUCCAUUAUUUCACAAUAUAAUUUCCCUCUCUGCUUGGCCGCACUCUCCUCCUCCCCUAAGCAACGCAGAGGAUGCGAAUCCCCCAGACAACAUCACCCAGGCUCCAUCACUGCUCCUACCACUACGUGACAUUCGGGAGCUGCAAGCACGGGAUGAACUGCAUAUCCCACCACCCUCCGAAGCUCUCUGAACCAGAACGGCGUUACCCUGCCGGCGACCAGCAGGAGCAGGUGCCAGAGUACCCGCAGCGACACGGGGAGCCCGACUGCUCCCACUACGUCAAGUUUGGCAGCUGCAAGUACGGGAUGAACUGCAUGUUCAACCACCCUCCGAACCCCUCUGUAGCCUUACGCCAAGCCCACGAGAAGCAGGAGCCGGAGUACCCACGGCGCCCUGGGGAGCCCGACUGCUCCCACUACGUCAAGUUCGGCAGCUGCAAAUACGGGAUAAACUGCAUAUUCAACCACCCUCCAAACCCCUCUGGAUGGCAGGAGACGGAGUACCCGCAACGCCCCGGGGAGCCCGACUGCUCCUACUACGUCAAGUUCGGGAGCUGCAAGCAUGGGAUGAACUGCAGAUUCAACCAUCCUCUCCGCAAGCUGGUGAUGCAUUUUCCUGGGAGAGCAUGCAACUGCAACCACCACGAAGUUGAGAAAGUGAAACUGAACUUUCUUGGGCUUCCACUUCGUCGAGGGACAGGACUGUGUUCAUACUACAUGCGUACUGGAAUCUGCAAAUUCGGCACUAACUGCAAGUUUGACCACCCAGAUCCUGAACUAGAACAAGAGAAUUGGGAUGCUAUUCAAGGAUCCUCUCAACAGAACUUUUACUCGGUGCUUGACCGUGAAGAAUUGCAUGAGCAACCUGUUCCCUUCAUGCUUCGAGACUCGCCUGUUGAGCGAGUCCGUUACACUAGGAACCAACUUCUUCAGCUGCGCGAGGCUUCACAAAUUGUUGAUGUACCUAAGGUCAUCUUGGAACUCAAGAAAGACAUUGAUGUAGAACUUCAUGAUGAAGAUCAUAGUUGGGCUUACAAUGACUGGAAUGUACAAACUCAGUCAUACAAUCGCUACGAUCUGGCAGACAGCCGUGAAUGGCGUUCACAUUCUCCACAAACUCAGUCAUAUAAAUGCUAUGAUCUAGCAGACAGAUGUGAAUGGCGUUUACGUUCUGCACAAACUCCUGUGGCUGUUAGUGAAGAGAAAUCUUGGAACAACAUCCGUGAAGAAGAAGAAUCCAAUGAUUCAAGCGGGAAGCAAGAACAACUUUACAAGCAUGGUCAAUUGUGCUUCCAGUUUGAAUCUAAUAAUCAGCCAAUGUUGGAUUGCGAGAAGUUUCGCUUUACACCACUAGAGAAUGUCCAUGUGCCAAAUAUAAUGUUUGAGAAUAUGCUGGAUUCAAGUUCAACAGCGCCUGAAGCUAAUUUGGCUAUCAAUACUACUAAUGGAAGCAAGCAAGGUUCCCGUGAUGCAAGCAUUAUUGGCACAAAUGAUAAGGAUGUUCAUAAGAAAUCUGAAGAGGCAAUGUUAAGUAAAUCUUCUAAUCAAGAACCAAAUUCAACGAAGCCUGAGAAAAAUUACAUGCACGAAGAAUUCAAUCAUCUGGUUGACCUUGGUGAUAAUGUGAGCCCAAGCAAUUCUUCGGCAUUAUUGAGGAUCAAUCGAGUCGGAUGCAGUAUUUCCGAGAUUAUGGAGUUAGUUAUUGAAGCUGGAGCUGAGGAAGGCAGUGAUGAACAUUUCAUUGCUACCCAAUUAUUUAUUAGAUCAGAAUAUAGGGAAAUGUUUCUUACUCAUACUACUAAAGGAAGACUUGGGUGGCUUAAAAGGAUGUGCCAAUUGAAGAAACAACUAUAGGCUCUUCGUGCAAGUGUGCCUACUUCUACCCUAAAAGAAGUUGAUGAGACCAUUUAAAAGUGAUGUAUUCAAUAAUGCUACUUAAUUUUUUUCUUGGUAAUUUAUGAUGUAGCUUAUCAACCCACCUUUAUGUUUGAUU
This is a messenger RNA of Phragmites australis (common reed), 2061 nucleotides long. Its product is annotated as zinc finger CCCH domain-containing protein 43-like. The coding region runs from base 141 to 1922 and encodes 593 amino acids. The record is from RefSeq and is a predicted model, not a curated record. Gene Ontology annotation, molecular function: metal ion binding; mRNA binding. The transcript is spliced from 8 exons. NCBI's taxonomy places the organism in Eukaryota, Viridiplantae, Streptophyta, Magnoliopsida, Poales, Poaceae.